Lindgomyces ingoldianus is the source of this 1590-nucleotide messenger RNA. RefSeq lists its product as uncharacterized. The transcript has 7 exons. Bases 250 to 1446 code for a protein of 398 amino acids. The record is from RefSeq and is a predicted model, not a curated record. Lineage: Eukaryota; Fungi; Ascomycota; Dothideomycetes; Pleosporales; Lindgomycetaceae.
CUUCUGACUCGAAUCACUGAGUGGCAUAUAGGUGGCUUGCUCGUGUCACCACCUAACACAAUGAGCUUAGAUAUCGCCUAUGCGGGCGAUCAACACAUGCUUGCAUAAGUACCCACUCCGGGAUAGCUUUUCGAAGCCCUUGAACGCCUCUUUCGCUUCUAACCUCGCUAUUGACAGGCUAGUAAAGCUGCAAUAUCCUCUUGCAACACCGAACCCCCAUCAUGGUUUGAUUGCUCGUGCCGCCUGAAAAUGGUCAACACGCAAUCAAUCAAUGAAGACCUGGCCCUCUCAGUGCGAAUCGCGCGCUUCCAAUCUCCGUCUGUGCUUCUACGUUUCUGGCAGCAUCUGGCGCUCCCCGCAUCCACCAUAUCAGCCCCAGCACUCUUCGUGAGACCGUCUGCAAGGCUCGGCGUUGUAUUCGCGGUCUCGGGAGCUUUCGUGAACUACAACUACAAUUACUCCUUCGUCUGGCCGAUCAUGAUGAACUCGAAGUGGAAACUGGAGAAAGUUACCAUUGAUGACGCAUGUCUCGCUGGCACUAGUCUGGGUCUUGUCUCUGGAAUCUUGUCAGGUCGCACGAACAGCUCCUUCCUGGCACGGUGCGCUGGUAUGACAAACAUUGCUGCGUUUUCUGGAAUAACGGCUUUCAUGGCAUACUUUCAGUACACUGGCGAAUACCAGAAAGCACUCGAAGUACUCCGAAAACAGCGCCCACGAAAUUGGGAAUACCAUGCUAUGUAUUUUAAUCGGUUGCUCUGGUCUUCUCUGCAUCCUAUUGCGCAGGCGUAUGCGCUAGGAAUGUGUGUCUUCCACGCGAAAGAUCUUCCGCUGGAUGUCAACGAAACCGUAAACAAAUCGAAAGCGUCUACCGAAGCUCGUUCCCGGACGUUAGGGUAUCCACUCCACCCCGUUCCUGCUCCAGAAGAAAACAACGGUCAAGCAAAAACCGAAAUCGCGAAAUCACCGAAGAUGCAUGACGAUGUCGCAAAAGUAGCGAACUAUCUUUUAUACCAGAUCACCCAGAAAGAAAAUGAGUACUAUCGACUCCAUAAUACCUUCGAUGAUGCCACCAAAGCCCUCUGUGCUAUGAUGCCGCUUCGUGUCCAGAAAGAGGCGCUCGAGAAGGAUGAGAUCUGGGUACCGAAGCUUAAAGAUUUCAAUGCCGAGAUGCAUAGUCCGAAGCUGUCGAUUGACAGGCUGGAGAAACGGAGGAAGGUACCCGAAGGCGAGAUCGCGAAGAUGGAAAGGGUCGUUGCGCAGAAGAACCUCCCGGCCAUGUUGAAGGAACGCAGCAGACGAGAUAUAGAGGAUGCCAGGGGGUUUUUACAGGCAUCAGGCCAGCUUCUUCUCGAGUUUGGAAAUAAGGGUGAAGAGGUGGAGAAGAAGGCAGAUAUCGUAGCCGACAAGGAGCCACCGCCAGACGACUUGGAACCAGAGAGCUCGUAGGUCGAUGCGUUUUAGGAUAAAUUUGCAAUGGCGGUGAUCUCUUCAUCGAUUUCCCGCAAGAAAAAAUGGAUAUUCAGGCCUGUUCCAAUGAAUGGCCAUGAGGGUGUUAGAGUAGGGUUGAGCCAUUGGCUCUCCAGGAUUGUU